Molecule: messenger RNA, 5912 nt
Organism: Seriola dumerili (greater amberjack)
Lineage: Eukaryota; Metazoa; Chordata; Actinopteri; Carangiformes; Carangidae
Gene: vtg3
Product: vitellogenin-like
Exons: 28
Coding region: 1-3819 (1272 amino acids)
Biological process (GO): lipid transport
Molecular function (GO): lipid carrier activity
Source: RefSeq, a predicted model, not a curated record
AUGCGGGGGCUUCUCCUCUGCUGUUUUGUGGCCCUGGCAACAUGCCAAAAUGUCCAUUACGAGCUCGGCCUGAACCCUAAGAAGACCUACGAGUACAAAUAUGAGGGAGAGGUGAAAUUUGGACUCGGCAUGCCAAACCUUGCUGAGUCUGGUGUGAGAAUGAUGUGCAAGGUUAAGAUUGCUGGUGUGUCUGCACAAACAUUCAUCUUGCAGGUCUCAGAUUUAGCCUUGGAGGAGUUCAAUGGCUUCCCGGGGAAAAGCGGCUUUAACGCCUCACCAAAGCUCACCCAGCGUAUUGCUGCCCAGCUCAUCAAACCCUUCAUGUUUGACUACACCAGUGGACACAUUGGUGACAUCCGUGCCUCUGCUGAGAUUUCUGACACUGUAGUCAACAUUGUGAGAGGGAUACUGGGUUUCUUCCAAGUCACUGUCAAGACCACACAGAGGAUCUAUGAGCUGGAGGAGGUUGGCAUCCAUGGCAAGUGCCAGAGUAACUAUGCUACUGAGGAAAACAAGGAAACACAGGACAUGACCAUCACCCAGGUUGUGGAUGUGACUAACUGCCGGGAGAAAGCAGCCAUCUACAGGGGAAUGGCUACUGCUGUGCUCGACCAAGUCUCCAAACAGAGAGGGGAAUCUGUCAUUUCAACAGUGAGAUAUGUUUACACAGUCAAACCAACAGCAGAGGAAGGUCUCAUUACCAGGGCUCAUGGCCUGGAGCGACAGCACUUCAGUCCCUUCAAUGUGAAGGGCGGCAGUUUCAAGAUGCAAGCAACGAAGGAAAUAGUGCUACUCGGUGUGACUGACACUGUGAGAGCUGUCACGUUUGGGCCAGUGGAAAGCAAAGGCAACCUUGUUUACAAGUUUGUCAACACUGCAGCUAAUGUCCCCCUUUUGAUGCAGAACCUGGAAGACCCAGUACCAAAGGCUGUUGAACUGAUCAAGCGUCUGGCUGAGGCUAAUCGCUAUCAGAUCGACAGUGCGACGACUGAAGACAUUAUAAAGCUGUAUCAACUCCUGCGAGUGACGCCUUAUGAAGGAUUGGACUACAUGUGGAAACAAUUUGCAGGAAAUGAAGAACAUAGACGUUGGUUUUUGGACAUGAUUGUUGAGGUUGGCGAUGCCAGAAUCCUGAAGUUCCUGGAAACGAGGUUUGAGGCUGGAGAUGUUUCUGCAACAGAAGCUCUGGAAACCCUUUUAUUGGCAAUUAACCACCUCAAAGCUAUUCCUGAGUUUGUUGAGAUGGCUAAAAUGUUCCUGACCAUGCCCUUCAGUAAAUCAAAUAUCUAUCUGUGGCAUACUGUGGUGCUUUCCUAUGGUUCUCUGGUCUACAAGCACUGUGCAUAUUAUACACCCUGCCCAGUCACUGCUGUUCAGCCACUGCUGGACAUGGCUACGGACGCUCUGAAGAAUGGCAAUGAGGCGGAGAUGGUCAUCACUCUGAAAGCUCUGGGGAACGCUGGUCAUCCCGGCAGCAUUAAAACCAUCAUGCGCUUCCUCCCCGGAGUGGCCGCCAACCCUGUAGAUCUGCCGCCUCGUGUGCUGAGUGCUGCUGUGCAGUCUAUGAGACUCAUAGCUGCCAGAGACCCUCAAAGUGUCCAGGACAUCACCAUGGCUCUGUUGCUGCAAAAGAACCUUCCCACUGAGAUCCGCAUGCUGGCCUUCAUGAUCCUGUUUGACACUAAGCCAUCAAUGGCUCUGGUGUCCACGGUGACCGCUCAUCUACAGCAGGAAAAAGACCUUCAUGUUGUUAGUUUUGCAUAUUCCUACCUCAGGAGCUUUGCCAGAUCCAGUACUCCCGACAAUCACUUCCUCUCCACUGCCUGCAAUGUAGCUGUGAAAAUCCUGGCCCCUAAAUUUGGUCGUCUCAGCUACCACUACAGCAAAGCAAUGCGCAUGGACUGGUUUAACGAUGAUUUCCUAAUUGGCACAGCAGCGGAAGUCUUCAUGCUAAGAAGUGCAACAAACAUCUUCCCCACUGAAAUCAUGAUGAAAGGAAAGUUUUAUUUCAUCGGGAGAAUUCUGCAGCUACUGGAGUUUGGUAUCCGUCCUGAAGGAAUUAAGGAGUUGUUUGGUAGCAGCAUCCCUGGAUUUAAUGGAGAUCUAGGUUUCAGUGACUUCCAGGCUAUUUUCAAUGUGCUUAAAAACUGGGAAAUUCUUCCCAGUGAUAAACCAGUCCUUUCCGCCUAUUCACGCGCUUCUGGACAAGAGUGGUUCUUUGCUGAUAUCAACAAAGAGUUCAUUCAGAAUAUCAUCAGGGCUGUCAGUCCCUCUGCAGGGAAAGAAAGCCCUCUGUGGGCUGUGAUUGAGAAUUUACAGAAGGGAGUGUCGUGGCAUCGGACCAAGCCUUUCUUGAUCUUUGAGGUUCGCUACUUCCAAGCCACCACGCUGGGUCUCCCGCUGGAGAUCAGCAAAUACUAUGAAACACUCAAUGGAAUCACUGUUAACGCUAAAGCUGCAAUAAAUCCACCACUGACUGAACAUCUUGGACAACUCCUGACUUCUGAAAUUUCACUGGAGACCGAUGGUUUUGUUGGUUACACAAAGGAUUUUUGGGUUUUCUACGGGAUCAACACAGAACUGUUUCAGUGUGGCUCUGAGCUGAAGGCCAAAAACCCUAUCGCUAUUCCAUGGAAGUUUUCUGCCAAGAUCAACGUCCGAGAAAAGAAGUUUGAACUUGACUUUCAUCCAUGCAAAAAAGAGUUUGAAAUCCUUUCAGUCAGCUCCAAUGUGUAUGCAGUCUCCAGGAACAUUGAAGAACCAGCUAUGGCGAAAAUGACCCCAAUCAUGCCCAACGCUAUUGACUCCAAUGAUGAAGUUGCCCACAUGGGCCCCACAGUUGUGAGGCCUGAGUCAGAUCAGAUCAUGACACCAAACAUCUGGCAUCCGAGAGCCAGAAUGUGCGCUGAGAGUAACAUUUAUGGAGCUGGUCUCUGUGUGGAAUCUGAGUUGAGGAGAGAGUAUUAUCAUGAGGAAUACCCACUGUACUAUUUCUUGGGAUACACCCACAUGGCAUUCAAAGUAGUCCCAGCCCAGGCAAUCAAAGCUGUUGACAAAAUCCACAUUGAGGUUAAUGCCGGCCCAACCAGACAUCCGAUGAGCACACGCCAACUGCUUGAGACUCUGCGAAGGCUUUCCAAGGAGGCCAUUCAGCGAGUAGGUCUGUCCUCCGACUCAGCCUCAAGCGUCAGACGAUCUCAUCACAGCCAUCAUGUCAAUGUAAUGGAAGUCUUGGACGCGACACCUGAAGCUGUUUUCAACAUCAAAGCUUUCGCCAUGAGUGGCAACCAGAAGCCUGAGGGUUAUGACGCAGCUGUGUACUACACGCCCGAGGCAAAUAUUCAGAACACCCAACUGAUUGUGUCCCAGGUUGGAGAAGAUACCAACUGGAAGAUGUGUAUGGACACCACUGUGAAUGCCCAUGUUGAUGCAAAGACACACAUCAGAUGGGGAGCUGAAUGUCAGUCCUAUGAAAUGUCAAUGAGAGCUGCAACUGCACAUCUGCCUGGUUCCAAGCCAACACUCAAGGCCAAAGUACACUGGACCAGGAUCCCAGAAACCAUGGCAGAGAUGGGCAGAAGAAUUGAAAGCUACAUCCCAGGCAUGGCGUUCUUUCUCAGCUUCUACCAGCAACAUGAGAGAAACGCCAGGCAGGAGGUUUCUGCAUCAGUUGUUGCUGCCUCAGCAGACAGCGUGGAUGUGAAGAUUAAAUUCCCAGAGUAUACAGUCUACCGCCAGGCUAUUCCAGUUCCACUGCCAGCUGCCAGUUUUCAGGACGACACCAGAAACACAACAAUAGAUGGAUUUGGACGUUCAUAAAACCAUGGAGACAACAAAACCCAGAUGGGAGCCAGAUGCCUCUUUUCACAGUGAUAACACUGCAUCCAAAAUCUCACCACCGUGAUGAAAGUGAGGAUCAUAAAAGAUUCAUCAGUAAUCCCUCAGAUGUCGCCAGUUUGGAAGUAACCUGUAAAGGUCCUGAUUUAUUCAUCUGAAAGCAUGUUAAUAUUUGAACACCCUCUUUUGAAGAAAUAUUGUGUAAAUUCAUGUUUAUGUUCAAAAAUAUUGUAUCUUCAUAAUACUGGAUUUACCAAAAACUAUUUCAGCAAGUUUUUUUUUUGUUAUGAUUCUGUCACAACAAAGACUUGGUUCUUCCAACAUUGUGCUAAAUCUGUGUGAUUAAAAUAAAGAGCAAUCCUUGGAAAUCCUGAGAAACUUGAAUCAGAGUUUAAAAUUCAGUUUAAAAUGAAAAGUGACAACCCAGUCUGCGGCAAACUUUGCUCUGCUGUUGUUAAAAAAAAGAAAGCUAUUUAAAUCAGAUUUUCCUUGCAAUAUGUAAGAUACAGAGUGGAAACGGAACCAAACACAAUCCAAAUGGCUGGCAUGUUUGCCAUUUCUACAGGCCAAUUUGGCUAAUAAACAAGUCUUUGUUAACAGGUCCUGUUCUUUUCUAAAUGUCCUAUUUGAUUGUGAAAAUACUGAAUGUUGCGGGGGAGUUUUGGAUUCAGUAAAGUGGAUCAUUGUAAACUGGAGGCUUUCUACUGAAAGAGGUGAAUGUUUACAAGGUCUGUAUGACCCACUCUGUUUGUUUGGUCAUCUGAUGCAACAGGACUGUUUGCAGAUAUCAGUACACAAUGUCACCAUGCAUGCCCCUAAAGUUCAGUGCCGCUGCCACACAAAGCACUCAGGGCCCUUUGUUUAAAAAAACCCCAAAAAGGCCAGUGUUUGUUGGAUGGCUGGACCACAACAUCUAAUAUACACAUAUUUUAUCUACCUUUUAGAAGGAUCUCAAAAUAAAGGUUGUACUCUAUGAAUGGAUGUAAAAAUAUCUGAUGAACAUUAAUUGGUGUUCCCGAACUGGGCUCGGCCCAAAUCGCAGCUUUGAGUCGUAACAAAUGGGAUAUGUCACUAGCCAAAGAUAAUGAUUGCAUCCUAAUCAAAUACUGGUUGUCCUAACUACCCCUGGCUCUGCUUCUCCUGCCUACACUGAUUUAGCCAGAUGGUGUAGGAUUGCAGAGAAAAGACACUGCCAUCAAAGGCUGAACGGGAUGAGUACAAUUAUAAUGGCACCAUUAUGUUCCAUUUACAUCUCUAAUAUCCUGCGGGCUUUCAGAAGCCGGCGGACAGGCUGAUUGCAAAGCUGUUGUGUCUACGUCGAGAUCCACAUCAACUCCUGCUGUCUAGAAGAUCAGGACACACUGACCUUGUGCCGACAUGACUUCACCAGGUGAAAUCGGCAUUAGUGAAUGAUUGAUCAGGUAAUUUGGAGGAGGAGGAGGGAUAGGCCAUCCCCUCCUUUUUAUUGCUGCUCACUCUGCGAUUGUGACGUGCCUCAUUAGGCAGACUAUACCGGCCCCGGCUAAAAGCCAUCUGAGAGUAGCUGAUAAUAAAACCAUGGUUACAGACGUUUCGGUCCAACUGUAGCUAUUGUUGCAUGUUUUGGGGCAUAGCACUGGUCAUCAGUAGAGGAAGACACAACCAAUACAGCGUGUACAGUUUUAUUAUAAAACACAGGGACACACGUUGGUAGAAAAUAACUGGGAGGGAGUGUUUGACCAGACAGGCCUACAUUAACACCAUUUGUGAUGAAUGUAUUUAAUUACAGAAAUGUUACUGAGGUCUAUGGUGUUUUUAAAGAUGAAACAAUUCGCUGCAAAAGAUUUUUGGCAUAAUCCUGUGGUAUGCAUGUGAGUCUGUGUGUGUGUGUGUGUGUGUGUGUUAGAGUGUGAGCACUAGAGGACAGUAUUUACCAGACAUUAAAAUAUUCCUGGCUCAGUGCUGAAAGCCUGGCACCAGUGUUUGUUCAGUUCACAGAGAGGGCUAUGCAGUGGAUGUUGACAUUCUGAGGAUAAAUAAACAUAUGCUUUGGCACGGUCAAAUUGCUCCCCCAACUCUGUGGCAUGCAAAAAAAA